AUGCCAAAUAUCGGUGGCCCGAAAAGCAGCACAAUACGUCUGUUAGCUAGUGUAUCUUCGUCAAUACUACGAAAUGGUGCUCCUGCCUGGGGAACAGCAUUGAAAACGAAGAGGAACCGUGAAAAGCUGAACAGAGCAUUCCGGCUUAUGGUCAUACGAGUCACGAGCGCCUACAGGACAAUGUCGUCGGAAGCAGCAAGCGUUAUCGCCGGAAUGAUCCCAAUCUGCAUCACCCUGGCGGAGGAUAUCGAGUGUUAUCAGCGUACAACCACCAGAAACGUGCGAACGAUGGUUCGAAUCGAUUCGAUGGCGAAGUGGCAGCAGGAGUAG
Molecule: messenger RNA, 330 nt
Organism: Malaya genurostris
Lineage: Eukaryota; Metazoa; Arthropoda; Insecta; Diptera; Culicidae
Exons: 1
Coding region: 1-330 (109 amino acids)
Source: RefSeq, a predicted model, not a curated record